UGAAAAGUGGUGAGUCAGAGAUGUUUCUUUCGGUUUCGAUUUACUGAAGUCACUCUGAAAGCAGGUUUAUAGCCUUUAAAUGUUUCAAAGUGACAGGCAUUUCUUCAUAACUUUCGAGUAGUUAAUCUCGGAUCCUUCAGUACAUUUGUUGUUCCUCGGUGACAUUUAGUGACAAAUUAAAUAGCUUGAUAAAGAAGAUAGAAGAUGUCAGCGAAUGCAGAAAUUGACGAAAGCCUUUACUCUCGCCAGCUGUACGUCCUGGGCCAUGAUGCAAUGAGUCGCAUGAAAUCUGCCAAUGUCCUCAUCUCGGGGAUGGGGGGGCUUGGAGUGGAGAUAGCCAAGAAUGUGAUUCUGGCUGGGGUCGAGUCCGUCACCAUUCAGGAUGAGGAUGUCACAGAGUGGGAAGACCUGUCUUCACAGUUCUAUCUAAAUGAAUCGAGUCUGGGGUUGAACAGGGCCCAGUGUUCACUGCCCAAACUGUCAAAGCUCAACUCAUAUGUAAGAGUGUCCGACUACACUGGUCCACUCACUGAGGAUUUUCUGACCCAGUUCCAGGUGAUUGUUCUUACAAACUCCUCUCUGGACGAGCAGAUAAAAUUGGGGACAUUCUGUCACUCCAACGACAUCAAGUUCAUCUUAGCUGAUACCAAAGGACUUUGUGGGCAACUCUUCUGUGAUUUUGGAGAAGAAUUUAAAGUCACUGAUUGUAAUGGCGAAACACCUGUAUCCACCAUGAUCUCUCAUAUUGACAAGGCAAAUCCUGGCAUAGUUACAUGUACAGAGAAACACGAGUUUGACGAUGUAGAACAAGUCACAUUUUCUGACGUGCGCGGCAUGACGGAGCUCAACAGCUGUGGACCAGUGGAAAUUGAAAUCUUGACUACAGAUCCUUACAGCUUCCGUAUUUGUGACACCUUGCACUUCUCUGAAUAUGAAAAGGGUGGAGUCGCCACUGAGGUCAAAAUGUCAAAGACAUUUACUUUUAAACCCAUCAAGGUGGCCUUAGCCAACCCUCAGAUUAUGAUCACAGACUUUGGAAAAGUAAACAGACAUGAAACCCUUCAUCUGGCCUUCCAAGCUUUGCAUGGCUUUGUGAAGAGCACCGGACGGUUGCCCAAAACAAGAAACAAGGAAGAUGCAGAAAUGUUGGUCUCUAUGGUGAGGGAACUGAACGGGGAUGGCAGACUGGAGAAGCUGGAUGAAGACAUCUUACAAAAACUGGCCUUCUCUGCCCGGGGAAAUCUGGGACCAAUCAAUGCUUUUAUUGGGGGUCUUGCUUCCCAAGAGGUGAUGAAGGCAUGCAGCGGAAAGUUUACUCCUCUGCAGCAGUGGCUGUACUUUGAUGCCCUUGAAUGUCUGCCAGAGGAAGAUGAGGAAGAUGAAGAAGAUGGAAUGCUGCUGACUCAGGAAGACUGUGCAGCAAGAAAGAGUCGCUAUGAUGGACAGAUUUCUGUGUUUGGAAAGGCCUUCCAGGAGAAGCUUGGUGUACAGAACUACUUCCUGGUUGGAGCUGGUGCUAUUGGCUGUGAGCUUCUGAAGCACUUUGCUCUGAUUGGCUUGGGUGCUGGAGAGGGUGGGUCCAUCACUGUGACUGACAUGGACUCAAUAGAGAGGUCAAAUCUGAAUCGACAGUUUCUCUUCAGAUCAGAAGACAUUGGGGGUAUGAAGUCUGAGGUUGCAAAGCAGGCUGUCAAAAAGAUGAACCCGUCCCUUCACAUCACAGCUCAUCAAAACCGCGUGGACCCAGACAGCGAGCAGAUCUAUGGAGACCAGUUUUUCUCGGCUCUGCAUGGAGUGGUGGCAGCAGUGGACAGCAUAGAAGCCAGAGUCUAUCUGGACAAACGCUGUCUCCAGUAUCAAAAGCCCAUGCUGGAAGGGGGCACUCUGGGAUGCAGAGGCCACACCAUGGUUGUGGUGCCCUUUCUGACGGAAUCCUAUGGACCUAGCACAUCCAGUUCUGAGAAAGCCAUUCCCCUGUGUACCUUAAAGAACUUCCCAUAUCGCAUUGAGCAUACCUUGCAGUGGGCCAGAAAUGAAUUUGAAGGAACCUUUAAGCAAGAGGCAGAACAUGUAAAUCAGUACUUGAUUGAUAAUGGAUUCCUGCAGCACACUUUAGACCGGGGGGAGGCCGAGGCCCUAGACAUCCUGUCAGAGGUGUCUGCCAACGUAGGGAGACAGCGGCCUGCUACCUGGGAAGACUGUGUGGGCUGGGCCCGUUGCCAGUGGGAGACCCUUUUUAACAACAACAUCAGCCAACUGCUGCAUUGUUUUCCCCCAGACCAGACGACAACCUCGGGACUGCCUUUCUGGUAUGGUGAAAAGAGAUGUCCCCACCCCUUAACCUUUGAACCAAACAAUGAGACUCAUAUGAACUAUAUUAUAGCAGCAGCUAACCUGUAUGCCCAGACCUACAACAUCAAUGGAUGUCAAGACCAUGAUGCCAUUAAGAAAGUCCUGCAGGGUGUCCAAGUGCCAUCCUUCACUCCUAAGGCUGACGCAAAAAUCCACGUCACUGAGGAGGAAAUGGAGAAGGACAGAGGAAAUGUUGACACAGCCCGCCUGGAUGAGCUGCAGAGGGAGCUGGCCAACCGUCCAAAGAACAUCUCAGAGCUCCUGAUGAAGCCCAUUGAGUUUGAGAAGGAUGAUGACACAAACUUCCACAUGGACUUCAUCGUAGCAGCCUCCAACCUGAGAGCUGAGAACUACGACAUCCCCCCAGCCGACCGGCACAAGAGCAAGCUGAUCGCCGGGAGAAUCAUCCCGGCCAUCGCCACCACUACCGCUGCUGUGGCCGGGCUAAUGUGCCUGGAGCUGUACAAGGUGGUCUAUGGCCAUUCGAAAGUCAAGUCGUACCGCUGUGCAGGCAUCAACCAGGCAGUGGAGCAGCAGUGCAUCCUACACAUGCCCUUGGGACCCAAGAGGUUCAAGGUCGCAGGAAAAGAGUACUCCCAGUGGGAUAAGUUCCCCGUCCAGGGCAGACAUGAGGAGCAGGAGGAGAUGACCUUGAAAGAGCUCAUAGCCUACAUCAAGCAAAACCACAACUUGGAAAUAACUGAUCUGUUCUACGAGAACGCCAUGCUGUUCAGCAAUUACUCCCAGAACCAAGAAAGGCUGGAAAAAAGGGUAUCUGAAUUGGUGGAGUCCAUCACCAACACAAAGAUCCCCCAUCAUCAGCGCUUCUUGGAGUUUUUCGCUUCCUUUGCUGAGGAUGAAGACUGCGAGACAGUUCCUCCCAUCAGGUACCAAUUCAGAUGAUGAGCCCAGCCGCACUGUCGUCUCAGAGGACCACUGAACUACAUGGACCAACUAUGGAUUUAAAAGAAGUAGCCCAGUGUGAAGGAAAUUCCAGCAAAUAUCUGGUGAUUUUCCAGUAAUUAGCAGUCACUAAGGAUUCUCAGUAAACAUUUUGCCUAUACGUGCAGUAGUUCUUUAACAAAUCAUAACUGGAAAUUGAGAAUUUUAAUUUUAAUUUUAAUAAAUUUUACUAAAAAUCACAAUGCAUGAAUGUUUUAUUGUGAUUGUUAUAAACUUUGAUUUUUGAAGAAUGUUUGUGGUUGAUAUUAGAAAAAAUUCUAAACAUGUAGUCCCAUUUUACAGUUGACUAAGGUGUGAUGAAAAUCAAAUAAAGAUAAUGACUAAUUUAAAAAGAA
This is a messenger RNA of Brienomyrus brachyistius, 3650 nucleotides long. It is a transcript of the gene uba7, whose product is annotated as ubiquitin-like modifier activating enzyme 7. Gene Ontology annotation, molecular function: SUMO activating enzyme activity. Lineage: Eukaryota; Metazoa; Chordata; Actinopteri; Osteoglossiformes; Mormyridae. The coding region runs from base 205 to 3255 and encodes 1016 amino acids. The transcript is spliced from 24 exons. Gene Ontology annotation, biological process: protein sumoylation. Gene Ontology annotation, cellular component: SUMO activating enzyme complex; cytoplasm. The record is from RefSeq and is a predicted model, not a curated record.